This is a messenger RNA of Theobroma umbraticum, 2652 nucleotides long. RefSeq names its product pumilio 23 (gene PUM23). Lineage: Eukaryota; Viridiplantae; Streptophyta; Magnoliopsida; Malvales; Malvaceae. Gene Ontology annotation, molecular function: RNA binding. Gene Ontology annotation, biological process: endonucleolytic cleavage in ITS1 to separate SSU-rRNA from 5.8S rRNA and LSU-rRNA from tricistronic rRNA transcript (SSU-rRNA, 5.8S rRNA, LSU-rRNA); endonucleolytic cleavage in 5'-ETS of tricistronic rRNA transcript (SSU-rRNA, 5.8S rRNA, LSU-rRNA); endonucleolytic cleavage to generate mature 5'-end of SSU-rRNA from (SSU-rRNA, 5.8S rRNA, LSU-rRNA). Gene Ontology annotation, cellular component: nucleolus; preribosome, small subunit precursor; 90S preribosome. The record is from RefSeq and is a predicted model, not a curated record.
GGGAGUAGUGGCAUUAUGGAGCUAUAGGAAAAACGGCUCAGUCCCUCUCUCUUUCUCUCAUGACUCGUGAGCGCGGUUUUCUUCCAGUUAGGUCUCAACAUCGGAACGUAGCUCCUCGGCCUCUGAAAGCCUUUGGGAAAGUUUAGUUUCUAGUGGCUUGAAUAGCUUUACUGUCGAAAGGAUCCAACAAGGAAGUUAUCUUUAAGAGGAUAGAUCAUAUAAGAGGAUUCAAAAGCAAAAGAUAUGGGAAAGAAGGCUAAGAAAGGAAAUGGUGGUUUUGAUGGGGAUGGUUAUAACAAAAACGUACCGAGGCAGGUGACUAAUGGGACUGGGAAAUUUAAAAUAUCUUUCAAGCAUCAAAGCAAUUUGGAUUCACAAACUUCGCUCAUCAGGAAACAGGUUGAGCCAGAAACAGCUAAAUACUUCUCGGAGAUUGCGAAUCUUUUCGAAAGCCGAGGGGUGGAUGUGGAGGAGCGAUCAGUAAUAUGUGGUAAUGCUCUUGAAGAAGCUAGGGGGAAGGAAUUAGAACUAGCCACAGAUUAUAUCAUAAGCCAUACUCUUCAGACUCUACUUGAGGGCUGUGAUGUGGACCAUCUUUGCAGUUUCCUUAAAGGCUGUGCAAAUGUCUUUCCUGCUAUUGCAAUGGACAGAUCUGGUUCUCAUGUAGCUGAGACAGCUCUUAAGUCAUUAGCCAGGCAUGUUCAAGACACAGAGGAUUACACCAUAAUUGAAGAGACUCUGAAAAUGAUAUGCAAGGUGAUUGUAGUCAAUCCUGUUGAUUUAAUGUGUAAUUGCUAUGGAUCUCAUGUUCUUCGAAGCUUUCUUUGUCUUUGUAAAGGAGUCCCUGUGGACUCUGCGGAGUUUCAUGGAGCAAAGGCAUCAAAAAUUCUAGCAGAGCGGUUGAAUUUGAAAGUAUUUCAGUCAGAUGAGAAUAAUUCCCAGCAUCUUCAGCAAGGAUUUCCAAAUUUAUUGAAAUCCCUUGUAUCAGGGAUGGUAAAGUGUACAAGAGAAGACAUUAAGACCCUACAAGUUGAUCAGUAUAGCAGUUUGGUUCUGCAGACAGCUCUGAAGCUAUUAGCAGGGAAUGAUCAAGAAUUACUGCAAAUAAUUCCGGUUCUUCUUGGCUGCAAAAUGCAAAAUUUAGUUGAAGGAAAGUGCAUUGACUUGGGCAUUGUUCGUGAAACUGUAGAUUUGAUGAAUGAAACUGCAUUUAGCCAUUUAAUGGAAGUAAUUCUGGAGGUCGCACCUGAAAGCUUGUAUAAUGAGAUGUUCACAAAGCUUUUCAAGAAUUCAUUGUUUGAGCUUUCAUCACAUCAUUGUGGAAACUUUGUUGUUCAAGCAUUAAUUUCUCAUGCAAGAACAAAGGAUCAAAUGGAGUUGAUGUGGGAAGAGCUUGGGUUGAAAUUUGAGGAUCUUCUUGGAAUGGGGAAGUCAGGAGUUAUUGCUUCUCUUAUUGCUGCAUGUCAAAGGCUUCAAACUCAUGAAUAUAAGUGUUGUCAGGCACUGGCUGCUGCAGUUGGUUCAAAAAACGAGUCUUCAAAGUGUAUUGUUCCUAGAAUACUGUUUCUCGACAGUUACUUCAGCUGUGAAGACAAGUUGACUUGGAACUGGGCAGGUGGUGUUAAGAUACAGACCAUGGGUUCUCUGAUUCUGCAGGCUAUUUUUAAAUUCCAAAGUGAAUGGAUACAGCCUUUUAUUAUGAGUAUUACAUCCAUGGAUGCUGUGCAUGUCCUUGAGGCUUCUAAAGAUGCUGGAGGGGCACGUGUCAUUGAAGCAUUUCUUGCGUCUGAUGCUUCCACAAAGCAGAAGCGCAGAUUAGUUGUGAAGUUACGUGGACAUUUUGGGGAGCUUGCGAUGCACCCAUCUGGUUCAUUUACUGUUGAAAGGUGCUUCAAUGCUGGUAGCCUGUCACUAAGGGAAGCCAUAGCAUCUGAAUUGUUAGCUGUACAAGCUGAACUCUCCAAGACAAAACAAGGCCCUCAUCUCCUUAGGAAAUUAGAUAUUGAUAGAUAUGCUACCAAACCUGAUCAGUGGAGGUCAAAACAAGCAUCAAAACAAUCAGCUUACAACGAAUUCUAUUUUGCAUUUGGCUCUAGUGAAUCCAAAUCACCAACAAAGGACAAAUUCCUUUCUAAUGCUUCUUUGCAGACAUCAGACCCCGAAGAAUUGAAGAAUACAGGGAAAGAGAUAGACAGUGAUGUCACUUCCACUUCCAUGCUUGACGAUACCUCAGCAGAGAAAAAGAAUAAAAGGAAGAAAAGAAACAAAGAUGCAGGGUCUGAAGAUGCAGUUGGUUCUAAGAAGGUGAUGGAAAAUGCAGUCCACAAUUUUCUCUCUCAAGGCAGACCAGAUAAGAAACGACGCCUAAAUGAUAGGGCAUCAUCGAAUGCUUCAAAACAGAAACUGAAAUUUUGAAGUUGCAGAUACCCUGCAUUUCUCUGAUGCUUUUUAUGGUCGCCGGCUUAAGCUGCAUCGUGUUACAGCCUGCAACGGGAGAAAAGUUUCCUUGUUUUUGUGUUUACACCAUUUUUGUCCUCACUAAGUUGAGAUAAAUUUUGGGUGUGCCAAGCAUUUUAUUUACGCUAGAAAAUAUAAACCUUCCUGGAAAAGUCCAAAAUUCUCUUUGCAACCAAGUAUUAUACCAAAACUUUU